UCACAUUUGUUGAGAGCUACAAGCUUUUAAUUCGUAACACUGACUUCUAUCCCUCUCAUCGGAACUAAAUUACUCUGUAGAUUAUAAGAACUUGUGAAUUAGGUGAAUAUGGAGUCUCGUUCGAAAAUUACUCGAAGUGGGUUUUCAGAAAUAUAUCAAAGAGAAAUCGGUUUAUCUCAGUCGAGAAGUUUUGCUCACAGAAUCACUGGUUCAGAGGCUAUUGUGGAGCAGAUUGAUCUAUAUGGGAAGUUAAAUGCUCACGAUGGUUGUGUAAAUACAGUGCAUUUCAACUCUACAGGUGAUUUUAUUGUGUCAGGUUCUGACGACACACAAGUUAUUUUUUGGGACUGGGCUGCAAAGAGCAAAAGGUUGGCAUAUUCUUCUGGACAUUCAGACAAUAUAUUCCAGGCCAGAAUUAUGCCGUUUACUGAUGAUAGAACAGUUAUCACCUCUGCUGCUGAUGGCCAGGUCAGGCUCGGUCAGGUCCGGGAAAAUGGGGAGGUUGAAACCAAAAGGCUAGGAAAGCAUCAAGGCAGUGUACAUAACCUUGCCAUAGAACCAGGAAGUCCUCACAUAUUCUAUAGCUGCGGUGAGGAUGGGUUUGUACAACAAUUCGACCUACGAAGUUGUUCUUCUGCCAAGCUUUUUGCUUGCUCUUCACUUAAAGAAAAUAAGAGGCCUGGCAUCAUACGGUUAAACGCGAUUGUAAUCGACCCAAGAAAUCCAACUUAUUUUGCAGUAGGAGGUUAUGAUGGUUAUGCACGUGUGUAUGACAUUAGAAGCUACCAACAGGAAUCAAGUUCUUCGGACAGUCUAGUAAAAGCCUUCUGUCCUCCAGAUCUACUCGGAACUGAUAACAUUCACAUCACUGGGUUGGCUUACUCUAACAGCAGUGAGCUGCUUGUUUCCUACAAUGAUGAGCUUGUGUACCUGUUUCAGAAGAACAUGGGAUUGGGCUCAAAUCCUCAUUCAGUUUCACCUGAGAAUUUAAAAAGACUUGACCGAUCACAAGUGUACUCGGGGCAUCGGAAUUCACAGACAGUUAAAGGAGUGAGUUUUUUCGGUCACAGUGAUGAGUACGUAGUAAGUGGAUCAGAUUGUGGUCAUAUAUUCAUCUGGAAGAAGAGUGGUGAACUCGUGCGCUUGAUGGUUGGUGACAAACACAUUGUAAAUUGUCUUGUGAGCCAUCCAUUUCUGCCUGUACUUGCCACAAGUGGAAUAGAAAAAAAUGUAAAAAUCUGGGUUCCAAUGGCUAGCGACCGUAGUCCACUUCCUGAAAAUGUAAAAGAGAUAAUGGAGGCUAACAAGCAGGGCAGAGAAGAUCGUUCACGUAUAACACUAACCCCUGAUGUUAUAAUGCAUGUGUUGAGGUUACAGAGAAGGCAACCCUUAACCUAUAUUGAUAGGCGAUACACUAGAUCUGAUCUUGAGAGUGACGAAGAAGAUGAAGGAGAGACUCGCAUCUUAGGAUUUGCAGAUGAUGAUGCCUCUUCUGAAGGGGGAUUUACUAAUAAUUCCAGAGACUGCAACAUUAGCUAAUUUAUGCUGAUGGAUGUUAUAUAUUUGCUAAAAUUAUUAGAUUUUGUGUUGAUUCCUACACUGUAGGUUUCUGUCUUGGCAGUUGUAUUAGCUCUAGUAAUCUUUCAUAAAACAUGUCGUUUUCUUCGACUGUACUCUAUAAGAAAUCAGGUGAAGGAGCGAAACCAGAUAAACCUAUCAUAACUCGACACUCGAAUGGUUGGUCUCUCAUGACGCAACUAGAUUGCGUUUUACACAAGGAGAAGAAGUGUUGUGAUGUGGCUCAAGUGGAAACCAUGUUUAAGAAUCCUUGCACAGACAUACUGCUGUACAUCAUCACGCGGCAUAUUUACCAGACUAGAGGCGUUGCUCUAAGAACCAGUAGGUCAGUUUAUGCAUUUCUAUUUAGAGUUUGUAUCCUCCUUGUAUUCAAUAAAACCGUAUCUU
Messenger RNA from Papaver somniferum (opium poppy), 1965 nucleotides. RefSeq names its product DDB1- and CUL4-associated factor 8-like. Gene Ontology annotation, molecular function: protein binding. The transcript is spliced from 5 exons. The coding region runs from base 109 to 1539 and encodes 476 amino acids. Gene Ontology annotation, cellular component: cytoplasm; Cul4-RING E3 ubiquitin ligase complex. The record is from RefSeq and is a predicted model, not a curated record. NCBI's taxonomy places the organism in Eukaryota, Viridiplantae, Streptophyta, Magnoliopsida, Ranunculales, Papaveraceae.